AUGGAGUACAGUUAUGAGAAUGCAAACGACAGCACUCAAUACUACGAUAAUUACAGCACUGACUCAUAUGGCCAUUUUCAGCCUGACUCAGAUGGCCAUUUUCAGCCUGACUCAGAUGGCCAUUUUCAGCCUGACUCAGAUGGCCAUUUUCAGCCUGACUCAGAUGGCCAUUUUCAAUUUGGACUGUUUUCCACCGUGUGCUACAGUCUCAUCUUCGGUCUCAGCCUACCUGGAAACUGCUUCCUCCUUUACGGUCUGCUACAAACGAGAGGAUGGCGUACAGCUUCAGACUUCCUCCUUCUCAAUCUCACAACCUCUGACCUCAUCUUUACCUUAACCCUGCCCUUCUUCGCCGUCUACCACCUCCAUGGCUGGUUGUUUGGAGAGUGGGCCUGCAGGCUGGCGAGCGGAGCCCUCUUCCUGGGUUUCUACAGCUACAUGUCCUUCCUGACAGCGCUGGCAGUGGAUCGGUACGUUGCAAUAGUGCUUGCUGUGUCCACGUCCAUCCAGGCCAAACGUAUGUUUUGUGUCCGUCUGACAACAGCUGUGCUCUGGGUCUUCUGUGUGGCGGCUUGUCUUUUAGAGGUGGUGUACACAGAGACCAGAGAUGGCUUUGAUGGAGAAAUAGGCUGUGUUUCUACAAUGCAGGGAAACGUGGAGAUCUUCAGUUACUUUCUCCAGAUAUUCGUAUUUUUCCUGUUACCCUUCCUUGUUAUAACUUUUUGUUAUGUUCGCAUCUGUGCCACUGUUUCACACAGUGGACUCAGGGGGCGCAACAAGUCGAUCAAACUGAUUUGGGGGAUUGUAGUGGGGUUUUUUGUCUGCUGGGCACCGUAUAAUGUUAUGCUCUUCCUCCAUUGCUUGAGAUUGCUUGGCGACUAUAUGCCGAACACAGCAGUUUCGGAUGAGGCGUUUAUAGUUGCAUAUUACAUCUGUCACACUCUGGCUUACAGCCACUGCUGUCUCAACCCACUGUUAAAUGUGUUUGGAGGGCAGAAAUAUAGGAGAAAUCUUCCUUCAUCGUUUUGCAGUUUCUGUCUAUCUACAGGAAACCAGAGAUCCAUCUCUCAUACAAGUCAAACCUGGGUAUGAUGCCAAUAAAAAAUACACUGAGUUUUGGCCAAUGUCUUUACACAGACUGACAAAGAACGCAUGAUGCUGAUUCAUGGGGGGACUUCAACACAAAAGCAUUUAAAAAAAUGCAGAAGUGAAAAUGUGACUGGCUGUACUGAUUUCUAUGCAACAGUAAAUGGUUCCAAGACUUAACAGUGUUAUUUUAAAAUGUACAUUGAUGCCUUUUUAGUCAUUCGACUGGUGUCACUCCUAUUAGUGACAUUAGAAGAUUGAAUUAAGUUGCCCCUGACCAAGUCUAGUUCUGAAAUGUAAUGAUGCAUGUGAUGUCAUUAUGUGAAAGGAUUAGUCAUGUUAAUUUGCCGUCUGAGUAAGACACAUGGAUUGUGUCACUAUGUAACCCAGUGUGGAUGUCUCCAUGGCUGUAGAAAGAGAUACAGGGUGAAUUGGGAGAGCUCUCUGGCCCACCGGCACCACAAAGCUCUCUCAUGGGAAGAUGAAUCCUAAUUAACUAAACCAUCUACUGUUCACGCAUGGAUAUGUGUCAAGGGCAGAGCAGUCCUAAGCAAGCAAGCUCAACCAUCCAUCUCCAAGCACUUGGGGCAUGUUCACUGUAAUAUUAGGCUUUUAUACAAAAUAUACAAAAUAAAAUAAAAUAUAUAUUUCAAAAGGCUCAAAUGAAGUAAAGCGUGCUUGCACUACUUAUAAUGAAUUGUAUCCACUAUCCUACCUACCCCCAAGUUACUGUAGGACAACCUUCUCUCACAGUAUUUCUUGUGUCUUGGCAAAUCUGUUGUUGUUCUGU
This is a messenger RNA of Hypomesus transpacificus, 1876 nucleotides long. Its product is annotated as CX3C chemokine receptor 1-like. The record is from RefSeq and is a predicted model, not a curated record. Gene Ontology annotation, biological process: G protein-coupled receptor signaling pathway; immune response; chemotaxis. Gene Ontology annotation, molecular function: chemokine receptor activity. The coding region runs from base 1 to 1092 and encodes 363 amino acids. Gene Ontology annotation, cellular component: membrane. The transcript has a single exon. Lineage: Eukaryota; Metazoa; Chordata; Actinopteri; Osmeriformes; Osmeridae.